GUUAACCGGUGUUAACUCGUCACCCUCCGGUUCAUGUGAACGGGGUGUGACUUUGAUCCUAUAAAUUCUACUUAUUCUCUCUAGUUCUCUGUCUCCCUGUACCUCAAAGUAAUCUUUGACAUCAGUCCUUUGCUUAAAAAAAAAGUAAGUUAAUUUUUAACCUCCUACACUAUUUAAGGAUUGCAUGUUUAGAUGUGAACAUAAUGCAUUGGAUAUAUCUGCACAUCUUUUUUUUUUUUUUCUUUUUUUUAAACACAACUUUUAUUUAUAUCAUUGAUAGAAGUUAUAUUGAUGCAAGUAUGAUUCUUUAUGUUCAUCAAGUUUGUUUUGGAUAAGCACAAUUUAUGUGAAUACAACUAAUUUACAUAUUUGGAAUGUUUGCUAAAUUACUUAUGCAUCUUCAGCGUUAUGAGAUCUCCAAGAACCCCCACCCCCAAAAGCAGUACUAUUAUAUGGAAUGAGGCUGAGAUUAGAGCAUUCAUCAACCAUAUGGUUGAGAAUGUCCAGAAAUGUCAAAAGACCAAUUCCACCUUCACAAAGGUGAGAUGGGAUAAUAUUACGAAAGGAUUAAAACAGGAAUUCAGUCGCCCGUUUGUGAGGGAGCAGCAGGGUAACAAAAUGAACAAGUUACGAAGGUAGUACAACAGCUUCAGGCAUUUGCUAGAAACGAUGGGAUUUGUUUGGGAUGCAAAUGCAAGGACUGCUACAGCGGAAGACUCUGAAAACAAAGAGUGGGCGAAAUACAGGAGAGAUGGUCUACCAUGGUGGCCAGAGUUGUUAGAGAUAUUCUCUGACUCCAGUGUCCGUGGGGAUAGAGGGUUAUCACAGACUACAGCAGUUACUCCUAGGUCCACUAAUGUUGUUGUUGAUGAUGAUGAAUUUCAGGACACUAAACCAGAUGUAAGUGAAGGUUGUAGUGGCAAAUCCAACAAUUCAGCUCCUCCUAAGCGGCACAUUGACAGGACUCCUACGGAUCGUAGGAGGAAGAGUCAGACAAGCACAGUCGCGAACUCUGCACAAGACUUCAGGGAGUUUAUGAGAUGGAGGAUAGAGAAGGAAAACUUCUCUGCCACUUCAAUCGUUGUCCGACCUCCAGAUCCAAUGUAUGACAGGACAUAUAAUAUUAUGAGUUGUCAGAAGCUCCUUGACACUUUAGAAGAGCUUCCAUCAGAUUUGUGUGUUGGCUCAGUGUAAGAUACCUAGUGAUGCUGGUUGGCGCUUGUCAUUCGUGGAAGUUAGGCCUGACAGGAGGUUGUGGAUGAUCCAGCACUUGAAGGAUAUCUCAUGAGCUGCUUGAGUUGGUUUUAUUUCAUAGUCUUUUCAGAAAUUGAGCUGGUUGGGUUGGUGAUUGUAUGGAUUUUUCAGAACUGAUUUGAGCUGGUUGAGUUGGUUUUAUUUCUGGGAUUGUUAUAUUCCUCUUUCAUACUGACAUACGUUUGUUAUGUUUGACUUGGA
Messenger RNA from Macadamia integrifolia, 1455 nucleotides. RefSeq lists its product as uncharacterized. Bases 670 to 1194 code for a protein of 174 amino acids. NCBI's taxonomy places the organism in Eukaryota, Viridiplantae, Streptophyta, Magnoliopsida, Proteales, Proteaceae. The transcript has 2 exons. The record is from RefSeq and is a predicted model, not a curated record.